Symbiodinium necroappetens is the source of this 236-nucleotide messenger RNA. NCBI's taxonomy places the organism in Eukaryota, Dinophyceae, Suessiales, Symbiodiniaceae. The record is from the annotation of a GenBank genome assembly.
AUGGCAUACGCCCUGCGAAAGCUGGAGCUGAUAGCAGCCGCUGAGUUACUGGACGUCCGGGAGUACUUGGAGCCCUUGGUCCAAAGGAAGCUACUUCUGCCGGCGGCGCCCAUAAGCCCCAACUGCGAGGAUGCUUUUAUGAUGGGUUUCUACAAGAAGCUGAGCAAUCGCAUCCACAGCGGAGGAUUUCCUCUCUUCCCCUUUGAUGAAGAGGUCCAGGUGCCUGCUGAUGCCAA